CGAAGAGUCAGUACACUUGAUCUUAUUUCGCUUCUCCUAGCACAUGUUAGCAAAGCGCCUUCACAUUUUCAAUAGGAAGCUUCAGGAAAGCGACUCAUAGACAGGUCACUGGCUGUGCCAUCCGUUCUUGAAGUAACAGUAAGAGUGGACUGCGCAUCUUCUGUUUCUUGUAUUGGGGACAUUACCCCGUCGUUAGUCGGCGCGUAGCGACAUCACUAAUCAGUGCUUCCAUCGGGUUCGCACUGGCGUCGUCUAUUGUUAAAGCAUCAAAGGCCUGCUCGGCGAGAUAAUAAUCGCUUGGGGGCGAUGCACGGGCUAAGCCUUCUUCGCACAAGCAGUGCAGUGUCACCAUACUUGGUUCCGGGCCUACCCGCAUGUGCCCAGUUAGUUGAGCGCACGGCAGCAGCAGCAGCCCAGCAGCCCAAUGCCGCUGUACGACAGCACAGUUCAUCAGCAACCCCCACCCAUGCCGCCGAAGCUGCUGCUGCUGCUACGACCCCUGCAACAGCAUCAUACUCGUCAUCAACAGCAGCAGCAGCGGUAGGCACGACCAGUGGCCGUUGUGCUAGCGGCAGCAACACCAGCAGUAGCAGCAGCAGCAGUGGUGGUGGUAAGAACCACGGCAAUGGCAGGAGGGGCAGGCAUUGGAGGUGGAACGGCUGGCGGGCGGGAGCAGCGGGCGAGGGCUCCUCUGCUGCAUCUGAAUCAGCAGCGGCAGCGGCGGCCGCAGCACUAGGUUGGGCAGCAUGGGGCACCGUUAUCGGUUCAGCUCUCGCAGAUGCGGGUCCCAGUCAGUCUCUGCGAGACGCGCUGGCCGCCGCGCAGCAGUCCCUGGCGGGCAGCUGGGGGGAGGUGGAGGAGGAGAUGGCACGCAUCAAUGCGACCCUGCCCGCACGCACACCCUCGCUGCAGGGUGAGGCCCCCCGUGUGAGCAUCGUGCACGACGCGGUGGAGGUGGUGGUGCCGGUGCGGGAGGGGGCGGACACGGAGGCGGUGCUGAGGGAACUACGCAAGUUCGGGGGCCGAGGAAUGUCAACCUACAGCGAGUACAUGAGCGGCGUGUCGCGCACUGUGCAGCUGGAGGUGCGGCCCGACCCCGCCCGCCCCGAAACCGCAGUGCGCAUGCAGGUGUUCAUCCCGCCGCCGGGGGGCAGCGAGCAG
This is a messenger RNA of Astrephomene gubernaculifera, 1161 nucleotides long. Lineage: Eukaryota; Viridiplantae; Chlorophyta; Chlorophyceae; Chlamydomonadales; Astrephomenaceae. The record is from the annotation of a GenBank genome assembly.